This is a messenger RNA of Daktulosphaira vitifoliae (grape phylloxera), 885 nucleotides long. RefSeq lists its product as uncharacterized. The record is from RefSeq and is a predicted model, not a curated record. The transcript has 13 exons. The coding region runs from base 114 to 602 and encodes 162 amino acids. NCBI's taxonomy places the organism in Eukaryota, Metazoa, Arthropoda, Insecta, Hemiptera, Phylloxeridae.
AAUUAUUUCUUGUUUGCCGAUACGUUUAAUAAUUACUUCAAGUCAUUAUAAAAUCUAUUUCAAUUAAAUUUUUAUCAAGUCUUAUGAAAAAUUGUUUGAAACUAUAGACAACAAUGAAAUUAUAUAUUUUAUCAAUAUUAUUUUUUUUGGUGUUCACCUCAUUUUAUUUGGAAGUUGUAGGUGGUGGUGAUAGUACUUCAAAUGAUGGUGCUAGUACUUCAAACGAUGAUAGGUACAGUGUGAAUACCUCAGCUGAAGGUGCAAAUAUUAGACCUUUUGUCGCAUCAGGAGGUGCAAAUAUUAGACCUUUUGUCGCAUCAGGAGGUAUGAGGUUAAAUGUUAAUACCUCAGAAGAAGGUGGAAGAUUUGGUUCUAAUACCUCAACAGGAGGUGGAAGAUUUGGUGUUAAUACUACAACAGGAGUUGGUAGAUUUAAUGCUAAUAAUUUAACAGGAGACUUGGAUAGCACAGAUUCUGAAAAUGAAAUUGUGCAGAUGAUUCUAAACGACCUUCCUUCAAAGGUACAAGCCUGUCCACUCCUUCUGGAUCCAGGCAGUAAAUAUCUAGAUCCAACCACAAAAUAUCCUAUUUUAAUAUAUUAAUUUUUUCUAUUAAAAUAUGAUCGUACUAUCAAGUGAAUAAUUAAUUUUAAGUUUGGUUCACUUUACAUUUUAAAAUCUAUAGUAAUUGCAGAUUUUGUUUCAUAUUUUUCUUUGCCUGUGAUAGCGCAAAAAACAUGUUAUAAAAUAGUUGGUUGCGAAAUAAAAGUAGAAGUCCAUUAUGCCGAAAUUCAAUUAAAGAAAUAAUUAUUAUUUUAGAAAAUUAAAUAUUUUCACUGCUCUAAUGCUAAUAGAUUACUAAUGAAUCGUCAAUAUCAUAAAAAUU